CCUUCUUUGAUACACAGCCCACUAUCCAACGUCCAAUACUUGGCAUGUGCGGGCUGCUUGUGACCGUACUCACGUCUAUGUGAUACAAGCAAUGUAAUAAUGACGUUGCAGAAAAAAAGGCAGCCAAGGGCGGGCCAACAUUCGAGGCGUCAGGCAGUGAGGGCUCAGGGGAGAGGAGACGAGGAGUCACUUGGUUCAGUGAUCAGCAGUUUGGCAGCGACAGUGAGAGUACCCCUCAAGAUGAUGGCUCACAAAAGGCUGCUUCUUGCUUGUGGCUCAAGGCUGGUCUCUCAAAAUGGCUCUUUUUCAACAUCUGCCAUGGCUCACAAGAGCUACAAGCUGGUGGUGGUGGGAGGAGGUGCGGGAGGGUGUGCCACGGCUGCCAAGUUCUCCUCUAAGCUGGGUGCCGGCAAUGUGGCGGUGAUUGAGCCAGCUGACACCCACUUCUACCAGCCCAUGUGGACUCUGGUGGGUGGAGGCAUGAAGAGGCUGGAGGAGUCUGGCCGGCCCAUGAGUCAGGUCCUCCCCAAAAAGGCAGAUUGGAUCAAGCAGCGAGUAGUGACCUUUGACCCUCACAAGAACAAGGUCAUAACUCAGGAUGGCCAGGAGAUCAGCUAUGAAUUCCUGGUUGUUGCUCUCGGUAUCCAGCUCAACUACAAUCAGAUCAAGGGCUUACCUGAUGCCUUUGAGACUCCUGGUGUGUGCUCCAACUAUUCCCCUCUUUAUGUCACCAAGACACUAGAGAGUCUGAAGAACUUUAAAGAGGGAAAUGCUCUGUUCUCCUUCCCCAACACUCCUGUCAAGUGUGCUGGAGCCCCUCAGAAGAUCAUGUACAUUUCUGACCAGUAUCUCCGUAAGCACGGGAAACGUGAUAAGGCCAACAUUCAGUACUUUACAUCCCUGCCAGUCAUCUUUGGCAUCAAGAAGUAUGCUGAUGCCUUAUGGGAGGUGGUGAAGGAGCGAAAGAUCACCGUCAACUUGCGCCAUAAUCUCAUCGAGGUGAAGCCAGACUCCCGGGAAGCUGUGUUCCAGAACCUAGAGAACCCAGAUGACCUCAAGACAAUUAAGUAUGAGAUGCUUCACGUGACGCCCCCAAUGAGUUCACCCGACCCCCUACGCCAGUGUGCUGCCCUCACCAAUGAGACAGGCUAUCUGAAUGUAAACAAACACACCCUACAGCAUGUCACCUUUCCUAAUGUGUUCGGCAUUGGGGAUUGCACCAGCGUUCCCACCUCCAAGACUGCAGCUGCUGUGGCUGGCCAGUUUGGAGUGAUGCAGAGGAACUUGAGGCUGGCGAUGGGUGGUACGUCCCCUAAACACCAGUAUGAUGGCUACACCUCCUGCCCUCUAGUUACUGGUUACUCCAAGUGCAUCCUGGCAGAGUUUGACAUGGAUGGGAACCCACUGGAGACAUUUCCCAUCAACCAGGCCAAGGAGCGGCGCACCAUGUUCCACCUCAAGAAGGACAUGAUGCCAACCAUGUAUUGGAAUGGAAUGCUCAAAGGCUACUGGGAGGGACCAAAGUACCUGAGAAAACUUAUGCACUUGGGAAUGAAGUGAAGAGAAAAAGAACACUUGAGCAAAUUUGUUGGUUAGUCUUAUUUUUGUAGUAAAAUGAAUUGAGGUAGAUGUCUGUAAAUAAAUCAGUUAAAACUAAUUCCUUUUAUAAAACUAAAUUUUUUACUGUAGAAGUUGAUGAUGUAUGAAAUGUAUGAUUCAGUUUGAAUCCUACAAGACAAUUUCAUUAAUGUAAUUGUUGUGGAAGUUGUAACAAAAAAAUAUUUUAUUUUAAUAACUGAAAUUAAUACAAUUCAAUCAACUACUGUUGUAAAAUAUACUGUGAUAAUUGGUUAAGGAAGCACCUGAUAAAAAUUGAGGAAUACCUUUGUUGAAAUGGACUGGGAAAAUUGGAAAGAAAAAGAAGCUAAGCAAAACAAAUGUAUGACCUAAACACUUUAAAAGCACAUAUCCUGAAAUUUGUGAGAACAAUGACAAUUUUUUUGCAUUUAUUUUGUGAUAUGAGACAAGGUGUGGUGGGGCAGAGGCCACUCAGAUGUCCCCAGUCCUGAUGUACACACCUUGUCUCUGCUCCUCCUCUAUGGGCAAGUAAACCUGAUAGGUAUAUACCAGACAGAAAAGAUCUGAUGUUAUUUUAUAACACUACAAGUGAUACUGUUGGUGUUGGUAGAAUGUUUCUGCUUAUUAGACACUGCUGUCAUUUUAAAUACAGUUCAUUCUUAUUAAUGCUCUCCUUUUAAUCUUGAUGUAUGUGCUCCAGUAACUAGCCAGUCUUUCUUUUCAAUAUUGCUUGUUUUGUGAUUCAGGAUAGAUGAUACACUCAUCUCAGAUUGACCCUUGUGAUAAUAAAACAAUCCAGUCCUAACUGUUAUUGUCUCCCAUACAAAUGUAUUAGUAGUUUGCUAUGAUCACAGUUCCACCACUAUUCCACAUAGAAAUGUUACCGUUAGGUGCUGUGGAGUAAUGGUCAUUUCAUGGGACAGUGAGACUCAGCCUGUAGGAAGGUUUUAUUAGAUAGACAGGAGUGGGUGGUACCAUGUUAACUGUUAAGAAAUAUACUCUGCUGGUGCCUGUGUGAUAUGUACAUCAGCAUGACUAUUAGGUCUGUGGAUUUGCCUACUUAUGAUAGUACAGCAGUACAUACUAAAUUCAGUUGACAAAAAAUGCUGGAUCACAAGAACUUAUGCGAGGUUUGUGAGUGCUAUGCAUAGCCUUUCAUCUUUUGUUCCACUUGUGUAUGCAGUGACACGACAGUCAUGGCUCACCAGGAAUCACUCAGGCCUUGGUGGUCUUUGCCUAAUUGUUUACCGUGAGUGUCCUGACCAGGCAUUCCACCUCCAGCAGUGUUCCCUCACGGCCAGUUUAUCCUUCAUACCGACUCCUCUGUGUUCCUGUAAUGCACCAAAGGGGGAUAUGGCACUUACAGGUCUGCUGUUAAGUUCAUUUAUCUAGAUUUGAUAAGAUGUGUGCUCAUGUUUUUCCUUUCCUUAAGGUGUGUCCACACAGUUGAACAGUGUCCGUCAGACAAACACUGCUACCAUAUCAUAAGGUGAAGCAGGAUGACAUCAUCAGCGUUUAAAUGAGGGAAGAUGAUAUAGCAACAAACAGUGGUACCAGAUAAAGUUGUAAACCAUAGUUUCUACCCUGUUCACCAGACAAAGACUGGCAGACAAUGCUCGAAGCUGAUGUCUGUUAGCAACACAUGGUAUUUAUGUCAGUGUUAGUGUGGAUUUUGGCAACAAGUGGUUGUUGCCAGCGUCUAGUGUGGUACAUCACCAUGAUGCACAAAAAGAUAAAAAACAAAACCAAGAAAAUUGCACUAUGCAGCAUAAUAAUUGGUGCGCUGUGUGAGGACAAGGUGACAAGGGAAUGGUGCAAGAACUGGUUAAAAAUACGAAGAGAAAGGGAAAGUCAUGCAACCAUUUUACAUGAACUGUGUAUUGAUGAGGACUAAUCAAAUUAGCAGACCCUGAUAACCAAGUAACUUUGCACAUUGUGUGGCUGUCAGUAUCGUGUACUUCCAAGCCUCUGUCCCACCAGACAUUGUCCAAUGUUCCAAUACUACAAACAUGGACAGUGUCCAGUACAGCUCUUGGUGCUCGCUUCGGACGUUAUCAACGAGCCUUUCUGCUUUCCAUUGUAUCUGUUAGCAGUUUUGUCCGAUGGAAACUGUUCGACCAUGUGGACGCACCUUUAGUCUGUGCUUUUACCCAAAUGCAUUCUUUCAUUCAUAUAUUUUGCAUCCCAUUCACAAAUUAUGCUGAAUGCACUUGUUUCCAUGUCUGUGUUUUUGUAUUAUUAACACAAACCAGAGUAAUCUUUGAAAGAAUGUGCAGCAACACAUUUUAAAUACAUUACAUCUAUAAUUAGAUUGAAUUUGUACUACUGAACAGACUCAUUGCCUUCCCCUCACUACACCUUAAAUAUAAUGGACAUAUUAUAGAUGUGGCAAUCCUGCUGCCCACUACAGUGUGGUCUAUACUACCUGGAGUGCAACCAAGGUGCUCAAUCAUAUAGCUGGCAAUGAGGCAUGGGAUGUAGAGUGUGAGCCUCCAGACUCUGUGUACUAGAGUUGUCUUAAAGUGAUGAAUUUGAGGACUGGUGAUCAACUCCCCUAUAUGUCUGUUUUCAUAAUGAGACAAGACACAGGGGAGGAGCAACAAAUAUCCUCCAAAUCCUGCUGCAGGUGUUUUGUUUCAGCUAUGUCGUCUUUAAGGAGACUGCUAGCUUGGAACAUAUAUAGACUACAUAACUGUACAUCACACUUAGCUAGUUCCUUUCAUUGGAAACAACAGAGCACUCGUUAGUUGUCCUUCAUCACCAGCUGCGAGAUGUCUUCACAACAGGUCCCCUUCACCAAGUCCUCAAUAGCUCUCAAAACCUUCACAACAGGUCUUCUUCACCUAGUCCCCAUUAGCUCUCAUAACCUUCUUCUUUCACUGCCUGUCAUCUUCCAAGGCUUCCUGUUCUUCCCCUGAGCUCUGACAAUGAAUAUCUUGUUGUCCAUUGCCAUUUCCCUCAUGGAACGAGAAGGAAUCAUAAACUCCACUUUGUCAUGGGUGACUUGUGGUGGGAUGUGGUGUGUUCUCUGAGACGUGUACAGCAGCUCCAGGGCAAAGAUGAUACAGGAUGUCACCAUGCCAGCAAGGAGCAGCAGGAAGGCCGUCAGGAUGUUGCUGCAACAUGGAAGUCAAGAAUGGAAGUGUUCUUGAAUCAACUGAACACCACUUAAUGUCAUCAUUAAAAUUAUUAUUGGUUAUCCAAGACUUUUACCUUCCUUUGCCAGUUUUUGUCAGAUUUUCAGUUUGUCAAGCAUCAGUAUUCAUGAGUGUGAUUUUUUUUACAUGCCACUUAUUAAGAACAGCUGAGGUCCAGAAACAUAACUUGCACUCAUUCUUUCUGUGCUUAGUAUUUUCCUCAAUAUUUUCAGCUGAUAAAUACUUUGAUAAAUUCUCAGCAUAUCAGAAGAUUUAAAAUUAAGAUAACACUAAGCACAGGAAAUGAGUGUGCUAAGUUAGCUAUUGACCACUAAUGUACCUAGAUACUAUACCUGUAUACGGCAUAUGUAUUUUUCUAAGGUCAGUAUUAAAUAUAUAUCGGUAACA
Messenger RNA from Scylla paramamosain (green mud crab), 5123 nucleotides. RefSeq names its product sulfide:quinone oxidoreductase, mitochondrial-like. The record is from RefSeq and is a predicted model, not a curated record. Gene Ontology annotation, molecular function: FAD binding; sulfide:quinone oxidoreductase activity. Lineage: Eukaryota; Metazoa; Arthropoda; Malacostraca; Decapoda; Portunidae. The transcript is spliced from 12 exons. Gene Ontology annotation, cellular component: mitochondrion. Bases 100 to 1560 code for a protein of 486 amino acids.